AUGGACAGGUCUGCAGAUGAAAGCAACGGCACUGCAAAUCACAGCGAGGUUGUGAAGUGGGAAUUCCGUGGGGAUUCAUCUGGCGCAGACUUACUCCAGCAUAUCCGGGACCACGUGGUUGAUGUUCUGAGCGAUUAUAACACAUCAAUCAGUACAGAUUCCACUCCUGAUAUGUCCUCAUCGAACUUUUCGCCGAUUUUAUUCGAUCAAUCUCCAAAUAAGUCAUGUAGCUUAGGAGACCUACCUUUAUUUGAGACGGCAAAGGCAGUUUGUGAGGCCGCUUUUAGCGAGAUGAAGGCCUAUUAUUGUUUUAUUCACUUUCCUACUUUCUACCAGAUGCUAAGCGAAGUAUACACACUUCCUAGCGAUAACUUAAUGGACGGAAAAAGUCAAUAUCUUAAUCUUCUCUUUUCUGUCCUCGCCCUAGGUUAUAAUUCUGAAAGAAAAGGUUACAAUAAACGUAAUAGGUCAGGGGGUUUAAUAAGUGAAACAAGAGCCGAUAAUGGCCAAAAAUAUUUUAAAUGCGCAAAAAGCGCCAUAGAUGUUGCCGACUGUGAAACUAUCCCACAGUUGCAAACAGUUAUAUUCAUAAUUCUCUACCUCCAAGCAACUGCCGACUUGAACGCCUGCUAUUCUUAUCUUAGAUUGGCACGCAAAUCGGCUGUUCGAAUGGGAUUAAAUCAUAAGCAUGCUUGUGAGCGUAAUCCCAUAGAGUGCGAAGUUAAACGGAGGAUCUUUUGGACUAUUUAA
Molecule: messenger RNA, 750 nt
Organism: Blumeria graminis f. sp. triticale
Lineage: Eukaryota; Fungi; Ascomycota; Leotiomycetes; Helotiales; Erysiphaceae
Source: the annotation of a GenBank genome assembly